CACGAAUCGGGGUAAGUUUAAUCGUAAUGGUUAAUUUGAGCCAAGAUGGCGUCCGAACAGUAGCUUUGUCGGACGGUUGAUCUGUACUAUAGACAGCUAAACGACCAUAAUCACAGGCUUGCGAACUUGGACAGGAUGGCACGGGUAGUUUUCCUCCAUCCUGACCUUGGUAUUGGGGGAGCGGAGCGGCUGGUGGUCGAUGCCGCUGUUGCUCUGAAGUCUCAGGGCUGUAGUGUUCAGAUCUGGACGGCCCAUUAUGACCCGACACACUGCUUCUCUGAGACCCUGGAUCCAGAACUGCCUGUGGUAUGUGUGGGUGACUGGCUACCCACCAGUGUGUUUGGCUACCUGUAUGCCCUGUGUGCCUACCUGAGGAUGAUCUAUGUGGCCCUCUACCUGGUCUUCCUCAGCGGGGUGGAAUAUGAUGUCAUCUUCUGUGAUCAGGUGUCUGUGUGUAUCCCGGUGCUACGACUAUCUCGUCGCAGGAAGAAGGUUUUGUUCUACUGUCACUUCCCAGACCAGCUGCUGACCCAGAGGAAGUCGGCCCUGAAGAAGCUUUACCGUACUCCCAUUGACUGGCUGGAGGAACGAACCACAGGCAUGGCUGAUAUGAUUUUGGUAAACAGCCAGUUCACUGCAGGCAUCUUCAGGGAGACUUUUCGUAGUCUGAGUGGAGUCCAGACAGAUGUCCUCUAUCCCUCCCUCAACACGCGUACCUUUGACCAGGAGGCUGCUGAAGCACAAGGCCUGGAAGGACUUCUCCCUGAGGGAACUACCUGUCUGUUUCUCUCCCUGAACCGAUAUGAAAGGGAAGAAGAAUUGGGCCUGGCUCUGGCAGCUGUGGCAACCCUUAGGAGCAGCCUUCCUCUAGCCCAGAGAGCAGGCAUUCACCUAGUCGUAGCAGGAGGUUAUGAUGAUCGCGUUACUGAGAACGUUCAGCACUACACUGAGCUGAAAGAGCUAGCAGCCACAGCUCCACUUGGAGGACAGUGUUACGUUUCUGCGCUCCCCUCGGAUUCAAUGAAGGUGGCGCUGCUGCGGGGCAGCACCGCCGUGCUUUACACCCCUAGCAGAGAGCAUUUUGGGAUAGUUCCUGUGGAGGCCAUGUACUGCUGCCCUGUUAUCGCUGUGAACUGGGGCCCCCUGGAGAGCGUGGCAGAUGGGGAGACGGGCUUCCUGUGCGAGCCCACAGCUGAGGCCUUCUCUAAGGCCAUGGAGAAGCUUGUCGGGGAGCCGCACCUCCGCAGGGACAUGGGACAAGCUGGGAGGAAGAGGGUAGAAGAUAAGUUCUCUCUUCAGGCCUUCUCAGACCAGCUGUAUGGGUACAUUGACAGGCUGAGCCAGUGAUGUGAAGGCUUGAGGAGAGGCAAGAGAAAACUGGUGGGAAUGUGAAAAAAAAUUCCCCUACUGAAUUGUAAAGCUGCCUAUGGAUGGCUCAGCUCUGCAGAGAGUAGGAGUGAGGAUGUAUGUGUAUACGUGCAAGGAGGAGGGGGAAGUAUUAUGAGGACUCGGAGGAUUAUUAAUCAGCAUUCCCCUGGAGGGGGUUGCUGCGAGGGGGAAAAAAGGACGGAAUUUCUGUACCAAUUAAGAAAAGAGUAACGAGUUUUCCAAUCCUAUCUUUACAAAAAUACCAACCUUGCAAGUGUGUACUUGUGUGUGAAGUUGUGGAUGUGUAGUAGCGUGGCAACCAAGAGCCUCCAAAUGAGUCUACCUAAAGGAUUGAUUGUUAGAGUGAAAUGUUUUGCACUGUGUCUGAGUGUGUGUGCGUGUGUCUCUGUUGUUUUCUUUUCUACAGUACUCUUUCUCUUUGUGUAUUUUGGGGAUGAAGAACAAGAAUGUUGUUAUCGCCAUGUGCCAUCGGGCAACGCACAGUCACUGAUCGAUAAGCAGGAUGCUUUCCAGUACUUCCGCUCGGAGCUUUGUUCCCCGUCUUGCAUUCAGAAGACGCCGGCCUGUCCAUGACUCUUACAGCUGCAUGGAGGUUAUUAGUAGAUGAUAGAGAGUGUUUGGCUUUAUUAGAGGUCUGGCUGAUGGGCAGUGUGCCUGUGUCUGGGUCAUUAUCAACAAGGAGAAUAGCAGGAGGUCAUUGUGUCUGCGUGCUGGCCUCUUCAGCCUUCCUACUGUAUAGAAAUGCUCUUAUUGACAUUCCUGAAGUCUUAAUAAACAAGGGGACACAUAGUUUGCUGAAUCUUAUGGAGCUUGCUUUGUUGGUAAGUUUUUGGCCUUUAAUGGAGUGCGCUAAGGAUUUUGUGGGUGAGUGUGGAGGGACAGAAGCAUUCUUAAAGCCGUGGAUAGAUCUGAUUUAAAUGAAACAUUUUCAGACAAAGCAGCAGCAGAGGAGUUUUUAUUUUGCUGAUUAGCAAAGUAAUAAGUUUCUGUCUCCACCCGCUGCUGCAUUAUCAUUUACGGAAUCCGAGUUGUGUCCUUGUGGGCUUGAUUCUUAAAAGGAAUCUAACAAAAGAGUAGAUCAUGGGGGACAGUAAAAUGGGUGUACAACUAAAGGUUAUUUUACAGAUUAGACCAACAAAAUUUCAGAAAAUAGUUUUUAAAAAGCCAGGCAUCAUAUUGUAGAGCGCAAAGUAACAUCAUCAAGAUGAAUUGUCUUAUAUUGUGCAAAUAUAGCCACUGUGACAUCACCGUAUUGUUUAUGAAAUUCUGUUAUGAAGCCUCAAACUAAGACUUAAGCCAUCUUGGUGUUUUAAAACCAGAUAAUGACUGAGAAACCAAGUGGCCCUUUGUGCUUAUGUGGAGCAGAACGGGGAAAAGCCGGCCGAAAACGCAGACCGAGAAUCUCAAUGACGCGAUCAAGAACAGCCCGACUUUCCAAUAUUUUUUUCAGUGUUUGACAUCUUAACUUCACUGCAAAUGUCGGCAAAAGGAAAAUUUAGUUUAAUAAAGUUCAAUAAAUUUAGUUUAUUGAACAGUUUCUGAUACAUAAACUGCAAAUAAACAAUGCACUAUUUUAACACAAAUCCUCACACCUAAUGGCGUGACUGGGUCAGUCAUCCUACUGGCAACUUUUCUGUCUUUAGCCUGUGGCGGUAACACUGUGUGAAUUGAUUAAUGGUUCCUUGUAAACCCAGUGGAGUUUUUAUUGGAAGUUUAAUCAUUUAGGAAUGUGCUACAAGUAAGUAGUUAUCUAUCGGCAUCAUUACUAAACUAGAAUAAUUCAAAGAACGGACACGGUAAAAUUCAUAGAAAAGAAACAAAGAUACAUGAAAUCUGUUAUUUUUAUUGCAUGUUAAUCAAGAAGAAUUUUAAUGUGAAAAGUUUGGGAAAUAUAAUUUGAAAAAUGAACAAUCUUGUAUUCAACAAGAAGAUCUGAAACUUGUUUGAGACCUCAGUUGGGUCAGAAAAGAAGUCACAGAAACAGGAAGAUGAAGGGUCAUUUUCCAACACCUACACCUGGGUUUCUUUUUUAAACCAAAGGAUGUGCCCCUUUAUGGCCAUUAGAAAGAAUUGUCUUCAUUUUUCAGUCCUUGUAAACUCCAUCUAUUUUUUAUUUUAUGAUUAUGUUAAAAGACCAGAGAAGAUUUAUGUCUUCUCAUGGGUUCAAACAGGAUUUUUCACUUGUUAGGGGAAUGUGUAAACCGCUACAUUAUGAAGCCACUUUAUUCAUUUAUUUUUGAUUUUAUAAAAUUAGUCAACUGAUUGGUGCAACUGUUACAACCCUAACUGAUUUAACUCCACUCUACGGUAUCCCUCUAACCCAUCUGGUUGCACACAGCAUGGCCAUAUCAAACAAAUGUGACGAAAUGCUCACUGUUGAAAUUCACCGGUUCAUAUUUGAACUCCUGGUGCAGGAAAAUCUCACAGCGACUGCUCAAUGUCUCCAGGCAGAUGGAACCAGGCUGUGUUUGUUGUUCUUGACCCUGAUUUGGGUUCCUUGAGGCACUUUGAUCUCGGCAAUGGGCUGCAUGCAAAUCCUGGUCUUCGGAAUGAGAUCAUUGCUUGGAAUCAUCAUCUGGAGGAAGCUGCGACACUUUCUGUGUCACAUUUUCAUCUUGAGGGGUGGAAAAAAUGAAUUUAAAUAAAUCUGCUGCAUUUUAUGGCAGGGAAAGCAUGUCUUCCCUCCAACCUCAAAAUGGAUAACAUAACCUCCCAUAUAAACACCCCAAAGAGACGACCCCAACCAUGGGUUCAUAAACUCAAUCAAGUCUCCAGUCUCUGCUCUGAUCGAUCUGCAGAAAGAAAGAGCAGAGUUGGUGCACAGAGAGCGCAAAAAAAAACAUUGAAUUUGGCUGGAAAUUUGAAAAGGAAAAAAAAAUUAAUUAAGGUUGUGAAAUUGUCACAACCUUAGCUUUUUAACUGGAUUUUAUACCACCCCUCAAGCUGGAAAGCAUGGCCAACAAACCCAAACUUGACAGCACUGUGCACUGUUAUACAUAGAUAUAUUAUAAACACUCACCUGUCACCAUAUCAUUUUGGAAGAAUUGUUGUUCCACAUUCCCAGAAGCAAUUCUAGUUGCUGCUGUGAGUUGAAGUCAACUGACAGACUAAAGUGCACCUUCCCUUCACAAGGCACUGUAAACAAGUUUACUGUAAGUAGGUUCCAAUGAUAGGGAGCCUAAUAUGUUAAAUAUUAAUCUAACAUCUUCUAUAUUUUUCCACCUUCAGGCAGGACACUGUGAGUCUCAGCAAUAUUCCAUAUUCAGAAAUGUUUCUUUUAGUUUGAUUAAGUUGUGCGGUUCAUCUGCACUGAGUUUGCAAAUCCCUCAUCUCAUAUUGAUUCAGACAUUUCUUCAGAGUCAAUUUCAAAAGCUGAAAGGCAAAGAAACCAACAGCGAUACCACUUAUUUUUCAGAACUUCAAAUUAUUUGUCCCUAUAGGUCCAAUUAGUGCUGGCGGCCAUGAUUUAAUUUAAAAUAGAUAGCAAGGUGUGGAAUAUCACAGUGGUGCUUCUCAAGUCAAUUUAUGUAUGUGAACCUGAUAGGUUUGAUUUUUGCAAAUAGAGUUAAAUACAUAUUCUGAUUUAAUAUUCAAGAAUGGUUUGGCCUGAGAAAUCCUUGUUUUGCACAACUGACAUUUGAUCUGUUGUUGGCUGUUUGAUCUGUUGGUGCUUGAUUGGAGGGUCAUAAUCAGUUGGAUAGAUAGAUAUUCAAAAAAUAAAAAACUAUUUAGUGAGUCAUUUGAGGGAAGUAUUAAGCAUUCUGGUUUCUGAGCUUCUACAAGUUAUUCUUUACUUACAAAUUCAUUACAAUUGUGGAUGCUAUUUGCAAAAUAUGUAUUUUCAUAAACCCCUAUAACAGAAAAGAAGAAGGAAUUAGAAACAAAAGCAGUUUUGCAAAGAAUCAGUGAUUGGCCAAGAAUCAGUGAAGUGUGUGUAUGUAUGUGUCCCUGCUUUGUUUCCACAUGUGGAGGCAUUAAGAGCAAAUGAUGACGAGCGUGUUGCUGCAGUGAUUUAGGGGCCCUGCUAGGCUAGAUGAUAAAAUGGUCCCGUGGAGUCUGUAAGGGAGCAGAAGAUGCACAAACAAACGCACACAGCAGUAAACGCUGAUCAGGCUCCAUUAAGCGUUCCACGUUCCUGCCUACACAGAAACACUGUGUCUGAGGUCUCCUUUCUGUUGCUGUCUGGUUUCUUUGCUCCUUAAAGGUCUUUACCUCAAAGUUGGGAAAGAAGAAUCAGCAUCCCUUCACUCCCCAUCUCCCCCCCCGACUCUGUCUCUCUGCCCUGUGGUGGGGUGGUUAUUGAGAUCAUGGUGUGUCUGAGUGGCAGUGAUAACCGGUACCCAGGUGCCAGUGGCACACGGUGUUUAAUUAAUUAAUGAGACCGCGGGGUUGGUUUUCUAAUUCCACCUAGCCAGCAUCGGGGGGGUGGGGUGGGGGGUAGCCGUGAAAUGUUUAGGUGUGUGUUUUCAGGCGAGAAAAGGGGAGAUGUAUGUGCAAGUGUGUGCGUGUUAUGGGUGUAUAUCUAUUUUGUUGGCAGUUUGGGAGCUGGUUUCCUUGUUAGUGGAGUAUUAAAUAUGUAUGGAAUAUUUUUACUCUGACUUUUAAUCAAGCCUCUUGAUUGGGAGUUAAUCACAGGCCAAAUGAAGCUGAUGAUGAAAGAAACACAGUUAGUGUUACAGUAAUACAUCAAUCUGAACUCUUCCUCCUGCACAAUAACCAGGUCAUAAGCAUGGGGAUACAAACAUAAUGCAAUUACUGGAUGGUCUUCGGAUGUGUGUGGUGUAGGUUAAGGAUCCAAUUAGGUAAUAUCAAGACAUCAAACCAAAUUCCACAGAAACCAGAGAGCAAGAAUACGAAAUAGACUUUUUAAAUAAACUCUAUAUUAAGACCUUUAAAUUACUCCAAGACGCUGUCAGUAUUUUAUUAAAAACAUGUCCAUCAGCAACUUUCACAACUCUGCACGACACAUUGUUGGCUCAUCGGCUUAAUGUUUGGCUUCGCCAGUCAUGCAACAUACAAGAGAAAUACUAAAGCCAUCAUAAUUUACAUUACCUGUGAAUUACCAUGAAUAAACGCAAAAAAGCACCUUAAAACUGCUAUCAAAACAUGCAAUUCACCCUGUGCCUAAACGUUUACCAGAAAAACAUAAAUUAAGGUAAAGCAUAUUAUGUUACUAUCACACUAAUCAUGCAACAUUUCUCCAGGAGUUUCCACUGGGAGGACCUUUGGGUGUUGGGACAUGUUUUUGUAAAAAUUAUUACAAAACAUCAUUAUUAAAAAAAAAAAAAAAAACAUAUACAGCCGGUUUCCCAGUCAUGGAUUAAGCAUGGUCCUAGACUAAAAGGAAAAAGUCAAUGAAGACCAAAACAGGAAAAGUAUUUAGUCCAGGAUUAGACAUAACCCUGUACGGGAAACUGGGCCAUGAUGUCCUUUAGUUCCAGCCACAUUAACUUUGGACGAGUAAAACUCAGUCACCUUGCUAGUACUGGGUUGGAUCCCUUUUAUCUUCAGAACUGCUUUAAUUCUUCAUGGCACAGAUUUAAUAAGGUGCUGGAAAUGUUCCUCAGAGAUUUGUGUCCAUAUUGACAUG
Messenger RNA from Archocentrus centrarchus (flier cichlid), 6979 nucleotides. It is a transcript of the gene alg2, whose product is annotated as ALG2 alpha-1,3/1,6-mannosyltransferase. Gene Ontology annotation, biological process: dolichol-linked oligosaccharide biosynthetic process. Gene Ontology annotation, cellular component: endomembrane system. NCBI's taxonomy places the organism in Eukaryota, Metazoa, Chordata, Actinopteri, Cichliformes, Cichlidae. The record is from RefSeq and is a predicted model, not a curated record. Gene Ontology annotation, molecular function: GDP-Man:Man(1)GlcNAc(2)-PP-Dol alpha-1,3-mannosyltransferase activity.